AUGAAAAAUUAUAAAGAAGCCCUCCGCGAUGCUGAUGCUGUCUGUCAAAGUGAACCCCUGUUGUCUAAGUUGCUGGCAGAGGAGGUCACGGAGAGCGGGAUAAAUUUGCGACUCAUGCGGACAGAGCUGGUAAUCGAAGCCCCGGAAGCCAUUUCCAAUCGCUUAGAUUCUGCAUUCAGACCAACCAAAACUCCAUCCCUAGAGUCCGACGUUUUUCAAAGCACUGAUUCACACGAUGUGAAUCUACGUUUUGAAGAUGCUCCAAAGACUUUGAAAACAGUUCCUUCCAGGUUUGCCAGUUCUCAGUUAAAGAGAGACUUCACCAGUGAUUCAGAGGAUGUGCAGAACUCAGACAUCCCAAAUAAAAUCCCCAAGGAAGCUGGGGAUUCGUUUCCCGUGAUUUCUGCCGGUCCCAAAUGGAAUCCGCAAUUCUUGGUAGAUGCUUCUGACUUUGAAUGUUCCCUUUGCUUGAGGUUAUUCUAUGAGCCUGUUACCACACCAUGCGGUCAUACAUUCUGCCAAAAAUGUCUCGAGCGUUGCCUAGACCACUCCCCGGAUUGCCCUCUUUGCAAAGAGAAUCUUUCUGAAGUUUUGGCUAACAGAAGUUAUAAAAAGACCAUUCUGACUGAAGAAUUAAUCAUUCGGUAUUUGCCAGAGGAGUUAUCUGAAAGGAAGAAAGUUUAUGAUGACGAGAUAAAGGAGUUGUCCGAUUUGACUAAAGAUGUUCCCAUCUUCGUGUGCACCGUGGCUUUCCCUAAUCCUUGUCCGCUUCACGUCUUCGAGCCUCGAUAUCGCCUAAUGAUGAGAAGAUGCAUGGAGACCGGCACCAAACGGUUCGGCAUGUGUUUGGCGGACGAACUCAAAGGGUUUGCCGAUUACGGCUGCAUGCUGGAGAUCAGGGACAUGAGGUUUUUUCCUGAUGGCAGUUCAAUCGUUGAUACAGUCGGAGUCAGUCGGUUCAAAGUCUUAAGUCAUGGACUGCGAGAUGGGUAUAAUACCGCAAACAUUGAGUACCUGGAAGAUAAAAAGGUGGAAGGGCCAGAUGACGAGGAACUUGUCCAUCUGCAUGACUCAGUUUAUGAUCAAGCUGUUUCCUGGUUUACGUCUCUCAAGGACAACAUGAAAGCGCAAAUUCUGAACCAUUUUGGACCAAUGCCAGGCAAAGAAUCUGAACCGCAGAGGAAUCCUAGUGGCCCAGCUUGGUGUUGGUGGCUGUUGGCAGUGUUACCAUUAGAAAACAGGGCUCAGCUGGCUAUACUCGGCAUGACCUCUCUUAAAGACCGCCUAGUCUCCAUCAGACGGGUAUUAAUGUUUGUCACACGCAAAAGGCCCAGAUGA
Tachyglossus aculeatus (Australian echidna) is the source of this 1338-nucleotide messenger RNA. It is a transcript of the gene LONRF2, whose product is annotated as LON peptidase N-terminal domain and ring finger 2. Gene Ontology annotation, biological process: protein ubiquitination. Gene Ontology annotation, molecular function: ubiquitin-protein transferase activity. Lineage: Eukaryota; Metazoa; Chordata; Mammalia; Monotremata; Tachyglossidae. The record is from RefSeq and is a predicted model, not a curated record.